Pseudovirgaria hyperparasitica is the source of this 3147-nucleotide messenger RNA. RefSeq lists its product as uncharacterized. The transcript is spliced from 5 exons. The record is from RefSeq and is a predicted model, not a curated record. Lineage: Eukaryota; Fungi; Ascomycota; Dothideomycetes; Acrospermales; Acrospermaceae. Bases 1 to 3147 code for a protein of 1048 amino acids.
AUGCCUUUCUUUGGCAGCUUGUUCAAAAAGGAUGGCACGAAAGCUUCUAAAGGCAAGCUCAAUGCUGCGCAAGCUCCUACCACUGUCCAGCAGUAUCCGCCAUGGCAAGAGUCUUGGGAAAGGGCGACAGUCAAUGCUACGGAGAUCCAUGAAUUGAUACACCUGGCUACACAGGAGAUGAAGUCAAGGGACCUGGAUGCUCCAUUCUUCUUAUUGCCUUUUCGUCCCGAGUCUGAAGUCUCCACCACGACUUCCGCGCGCAACUUCAUAUGCCAUUUCUUCAAGGCCAGAUACGAGAACACGGCUGGCUAUUCAGGAGCCAAUUUAUCUCAUGAGUUGCUACUGACAGAGCCUAUGGUCCUCGUCAGUAUCAUAAAAUGGUGCUGGAGCAGGCUUCCAGGAGGUGUCGUUACCUGGGAGACUUACGAGCUAUUUCGCAUUGGCGAACAAGAUUCCAACAUGGCUGUCCACGCUUUCGAUACAUUCAUUCCAAUCUCCGUUGAAGAUGAAGCGAGAAAGAAAAUUAUUUUCGACUUCUUCGAUCUCCUUGCUGCCGUCGCGGCCCGUGGGAAGACAAAUGGUCUUGGAGGACGCAAACUCUCUCGCCUAGCAGGCUGGUGGGCCUUCGAGCUUAGCGACGGUGGUAAGGGCUUUGAUGGAGGCUACAGCUCAUGGUCGAAUGCCGCAAAUGCCUGCAGUCAUCUCUUCUUCGCGUAUCUGAGGUCUCUCUCGCCGGAGAUCCAGCCUGGCUUGAGCGGCAUUUCGCCCUUACCUCGAUCUUUACAGGCUCUAUUGUCUCAGACAGAGUAUCCACCACAAGCACCUACGCUCAUGCACUCUACAACACCAAAGGUAGUCAUGAUUGUGGAUUCAGUAUCUCCGACACCAUUCGCACUGCUUCGGCGAACCGCCAAUUUCGAAUAUCGAGACGAAGACGUCGCCCUACAGCAAUUCAGUACCUACGACGACCCAGUUCGCGCCUUAACAGACGAGUGUCGCAGGGUCCUGGAGGCGAUCUCGUCCACAAAUCAGUCAGAUGCGCAAAAAACCUCAGACUCAACGUGGUCGAGCUUCCAGAGAUCUGGUUUUGGACAGGCGUCAGAUAGUCUCGACGCCAAGUCUGCCAACGGUUCCGCCCUGCCAUCCAGCCAGGAGUUUUCGGGGUUGCGCACCGAGCCAAGUUCUCGCUCAAACGACUUCGGCAGACCUACGACACCCUCUUGGGCCGACUUCCUGACCACCGGGUUCUCUGAGGAUACUACCACGAAGACGGUAGGUCCAGUGCUAUUGCCUCCGGACAAGCAACUUCCUCCGAUUGGCGAGACGGCACGUGUACGAAGCUCUCAAUCUCACGUCAAUAAUGGCUACAGCACUCUCGAGCCCGGUGAGCUUGCAAGCAUUGGUCGCUUCGAGCUUGAUGACACGUUCUGGUGGGUAUGGAUCACUAGCUUAGCUGGAGAGGAAACAGCUUCAAGAAAGGCAGUCUUUGGUCGAUGUGCUCUCAUUGAGGUCGAGAUACAUGGCGCAAGAUGGCUACUGGUUGAAGAACAGAUAAAGGGCGCGUCCCCGAGGCCUGAGAAAGAUGCCUAUAUUGCCGAAAAGAAGAGCAAAUUUAGCUUUCGCAACCGAUUGGGCCGUCGCAAGUCAACAGGCAAAAACAAACUGGAGCCAUACAAGCGGGGUCAGUCAGACACAUCUAUGAGCAAAACGAGCAUUACGCCGGAUCAGCAUACUCGUAUCCAGCAAGCUGCUGCACAACUUGCCCAUGACCAAAAGCAGAAAGCGAACCCGGAAGGCGCUCAACGUCGUGGGCGUAGCGACGAUCAAGCAUCAAACAAAACAGCCAGCGUCUUGACGUUGCAGCCUAAUAUAAUGAGCGAAGCCGCGCCGGCAAUGAAGUGGGCAAAGGAGUUUGACAAGGACACUGUACGAGCCAAGUAUCUUAGUAAUAAGACAGCUGGUACUGGAAAGCCUGUUGAGCAACUUGCAAUUGCGAAGGAUGCCAAGCAAGACAGCCUUUCCAACGGUCGAAUCUCGCCUACUACUACUGAUGCUGCUGGUGCGGCUUUCUCUUCUCCAUCCGGAGGGAUUUCGAGGAAAGAAGUCUCGUCAAAUCCACCGUUUCCUGUUACGCCCACAAAGGCUGAUGGUGCAGAAAUAGCACAUGCAGCCAGCGUCCCUCUUCCCGAUGAAAAAGCUUUCGUCUCCCCUUCGCAGCCCGAUCUCCGUCAACACCCUGCUCUGCGUUCAGAGAGUCCUGAGCUCUCCCGCCCAAUACCUCCACCCAAGAACAAUGCGGCAGCGGCGGCAGCAGCGGCCUGGCACCGACAACAGGCGCAGCAAGUUGACACACCAAGCCCUGCGGCCAGCCCCGUCGCUAAGAAGGACUCACCUAAAAAGCUGAAAAAAACAAAUACGAGCGCUGGAUUCAAAAAGAUGCUCGGUAUGGGAAAGAAAGAUAAGCAGGAGAAGGAGAAGGAACCAGCCGCCGCCCAGAUGCCGACUAUGCAAGAAAGCUCACCUGCCCCUGAACAGGAUGUGCCUAAGGAGCCUGUCAUUUCACCCAUACCAGAACCAUCACAUAAGUCAGAGCUUGAAACAGACCCAGUUGCUACAGCACCAGCUAUCGUGUCGAGUUCUGCUGCUCCCCAGAGCGCCGCCGUCGAUGCUGUUGCAAACGGGCCGGCCACGAGCAAGAAAGCCCUUAAUGAUUUCAGCCAAGGACCUCUUGAGGAUGUCCCCGCAUUCAUCGCCGAUGAUUCUGCCGAUGCUGAUUCUGUAGACUCACCUUAUCAGCAAGGAAGGCAUGCAGAGCCUGCCACUCCUGCUGAGGAGCCACAAAUUUCACCUGCCGACAACAAUAAAGAACCUUUGUCCACGGCUGAGGACAAUCAGUCAGAAAAAUCGCUUGACUUGCACCGGAAGGUCUCGCCUUCGCAGGACAGGUGGGCCCAGAUCCGCAAGAAUGCUGCCGAACGCGCUGCUCGUGUCAGCGAGGAGCAGUCAUUUGGCAAGACUGAUGAUGGUGGCGAGACCAGUGGAGAGGAGACAAUCGAACACCGGGUCGCUCGCAUCAAGGCCCGAGUUGCUGAGCUCACCGGAGCAGCCACGGCGGAAUCCCAAGGCGUUAAGACUGGUACUAAGUAA